AUGGAAAACUCUCAGCCAAGCCCGCCACACGCCUUGAGCAAAGUCAAGCACAUUAUUAUGGUCUUGAGCGGCAAAGGUGGAGUUGGCAAGUCCACGGUUGCAUGCCAGCUCGCGUUUUCAUUUUUGCACAUUCACCACAAGAAGGUGGGGUUGCUGGACGCGGACAUUUGCGGGCCCAGUGUUCCCAUGAUAUGCGGUUUGGAGGGGAGGGAUGUCUUCCGGGAUGCCCAGGGGUGGCAGCCGAUCUCUCUAAAGGAGUCUGAGACUGGUGCGGUCAACUCUGCGGGAUCCGCUGGGGGUGGCGAGUUGAAGGUGAUGUCGAUCGCCUACCUGCUUCCUAGCAACAAUGACGCCGUUGUGUGGCGUGGCCCUAAAAAAGACGCCAUGAUCAAGCAGUUUAUAGCAGACGUAAAUUGGGGCCCUCUUGAUUAUCUUAUCAUCGAUACACCCCCAGGCACUAGCGAUGAGCACUUAACGUUGUGCGAGGUCCUGAAGCCUUUCAACCCCGCUGGAGCCGUGGUCGUUACGACACCGCAGGAUGUCGCUACGGAUGACGUCAAGAAGGAGCUGUCAUUCUGCGCUAAACUUGGGGUUCGAUGUCUGGGAAUUGUUGAGAACAUGUCAGGGUUUGUUUGCCCUUACUGUGAGCACUGUACCGAUAUUUUCAGCACUGGUGGGGGAAAGAAGUUGGCAGAGCUGUACGAAGUUAUGUUUUUGGGUGCUAUUCCCAUCGACCCCACCCUUUCCCUCGCCGAAGACCUAGGGAAGGUGUUUGUACAAGAGGCUGCUUCCACGGAGAACUCAUCUUCGCCCACAAACAAGACAGUGGCGGCGCUCAAUACUGUGAUUGACAACAUCCUUGGUCAAGUACACCGUGCCAACCAAAGCUAGCGAGUCAGCUUCUUCUUAUACUAUAACCCAAAUCGCAAUGAAGUGUAUGCGUGCUUACGGUCUAUUAAGUUCAUUUUACCGCCGUAAUCUGGUGAAUAGCUCUUUUAAAAAACUUUGCAUGGAUUUAUCUUUUAAAAUUGCAUGUGAGUAUAAAACACAUUUUGGAAACCACAUCCCUCUCUCUCUCUCU
This is a messenger RNA of Phytomonas sp. EM1, 1081 nucleotides long. Lineage: Eukaryota; Euglenozoa; Kinetoplastea; Trypanosomatida; Trypanosomatidae. The record is from the annotation of a GenBank genome assembly.